AUGGACGAGGAACUAUUAAAUAUUGAACAACCAAUUGUUUUUGAUGAAGCAAUUGCACAUUUUGAAGUGCAUGCGCAGCAGCCAUAUACCUCAUCAACAUACAAUAACAGUGAUGAAAUUCGAAUCACUGUGCAAAAUCAAGACCAGUGUCUACUUCCGAGUAAAAGUACAAUUCAUGUCACCGGAAGACUCUUGAAAAAUGAUGGAACAGCUGUAGUAAACACAUCUAUAGUUUCAAAUGGCGUCUGUCAUUUAUUUGAAGAAGCAAAAUAUGAGCUUAAUGGUGUAGAAAUUGAUAAAAAUAAAAAUGUAGCACUUACAAGUUUAAUGAAAAAUUAUGUUUCAUUUGAUGUUGCUCAAAGUAAAUUUCUAGAAAAUCUUGGUUGGUUGGAACUUGUUAAUGAUGCAACAUUAACAAAUGCAGAAGGUUAUUUUGACGUUUGUAUUCCGCUAAAUAUGAUUUUUGGCUUUGCCAAAGAUUAUCAAAAAAUAAUUGUAAACCCUAAACAUGAACUCAUUUUUACAAGAUCAAGAACAGAUUAA
Molecule: messenger RNA, 543 nt
Organism: Leptopilina boulardi
Lineage: Eukaryota; Metazoa; Arthropoda; Insecta; Hymenoptera; Figitidae
Exons: 1
Coding region: 1-543 (180 amino acids)
Source: RefSeq, a predicted model, not a curated record